This is a messenger RNA of Ornithodoros turicata, 615 nucleotides long. RefSeq lists its product as uncharacterized. The transcript has a single exon. Bases 1 to 615 code for a protein of 204 amino acids. The record is from RefSeq and is a predicted model, not a curated record. Gene Ontology annotation, molecular function: nucleic acid binding. Lineage: Eukaryota; Metazoa; Arthropoda; Arachnida; Ixodida; Argasidae. Gene Ontology annotation, biological process: DNA integration.
AUGACAGUCCAGAAUCCGGAGGCCAUGAUGGAUGCUGGCGUACAUACUAUAAGCUUGCAAAACGCUUCCAGUGGCGAAACAUGCGAACCACCGUACGAGACUACGUGCCAUGCAUGCCAGAUUUACAAAGCCAAAUUCCACCGGCGGGAAGACACUAUGAUACUACCCCAACAGUCGAACAUACCCUUUCACGUCGUUCACCUGGAUUUCGCGGAACUAAGGAAAAAGGGCGAAGGUGUACGACGCACUCAAGCCUUCCUGCUCGCAAUCGACCAGUGCACUAGGAUGCUUGCUGCACGACCUGGACGAGAAGACGCCCAUUCAGUCAUUGCCCUUCUUGAGCAAGAUAUGUACCGGAACACGAGUGUGAUCAUUUCAGACAACGGCCCUGCGUUCCGCAGUAGAAAGCUUCAAACGUGGGCACUUGAGCGUGGACUUACCCUGCGGACCACAAGUACCUACCACCCUGCAGCGAACGGGUUAGCUGAAAGAGCCAUUCGAGACAUCAAAACUUACAUGGCUGUCGUCUAUCCAGACUUUCGUGACUGCUGGAAGUGCGCUUUAGAGGGCGCGGUACGGCAUCACAACAGGUCCCACGCCAGAGCUCUCGGAUGA